Messenger RNA from Stegastes partitus (bicolor damselfish), 1415 nucleotides. It is a transcript of the gene trub2, whose product is annotated as TruB pseudouridine (psi) synthase family member 2. NCBI's taxonomy places the organism in Eukaryota, Metazoa, Chordata, Actinopteri, Pomacentridae. The record is from RefSeq and is a predicted model, not a curated record. The transcript has 8 exons. The coding region runs from base 136 to 1128 and encodes 330 amino acids. Gene Ontology annotation, biological process: RNA processing; pseudouridine synthesis. Gene Ontology annotation, molecular function: pseudouridine synthase activity; RNA binding.
GCGCAAAGGGUCACAUGCGGUAAAGUCAACUUGGACAGCUGCUUUAAAAACAAAACAACUGCUACUCGUGGAUAAACCUCAAACGACGCAUUUACAUUUUUAAAGAAACUGGGCUAGGCUAAUGUUGCUAACACAAUGGCCACUCCCGCUAUUCGGAUGUUUCGGAGGUUAGAGGGCCUGUUUUGUGUCUACAAACCAUUCGGGGUUCACUGGAAGCUCGUAAGGGACGCCAUCGAGACAAACCUCCUUAAAGGUUUGAGUGAUAUACCUUCCCAGCCACUUCCUCAGGAGGUCCGCUUCUUGCCACAGCCAGGCAGUGAGACUGAAGCAUCCAAGGGCCUCACACUGUCUGCAACCUUAGUGCCUGUACUGUCCAAUCACCCUCUGGUGACUGGACCUGAAUUCCAGCACAUUCGAGUUGGAGUCGGCCAUCGCCUGGAUGCUUUCUCCUCUGGUGUUCUAGUUCUUGGUGUUGGGAACGGAAACAGGGCUCUGGAAGACCUCUACAGGACACGAGUCACGAGGGAUUAUACGCUGGAGGGUGAAUUUGGGACUGCAACAGAUGAUUUCUCUCACAAAGGUCGAGUUGUGGAACGGUCCACCUACGCUCACAUCACACAGGACAAGCUGGAGAGAGUGCUGGCAAUGCUGCAGGGAGCCAAUCAAAAGGCCUUGUCGACGUAUUCAAAUGUAGACAUGCAAUCACAGGAAGCCUAUGAGAUGGCUGUGCAAGGUCUGCUGGGUCCGGAGGGGAAGUCGGCGCCUAUUUUGACAGGCUUGCGUUGCAUUCACUUCCAGCCUCCCAACUUCACUUUAGAGGUCCAGUGCCUGAAUGAAAGCCAGAAAUACCUGCGCAAAGUCGUGCACGAGAUCGGACUUGAACUGCGCAGCACGGCGGUGUGUACGGGAGUCAGACGCACCAGAGACGGUUUCUUCACCCUGCAGGAUGCUCUGACCCGCAACCACUGGACCGCUGCUGAUAUCACGCAGGCCAUCCGACAGUACCACGCCUCUAAGAAGAAUAGAAAGUCACCGAUGAAGAAACUGCCGUCAAAAACAUCUGAAGAUAUGACAGCCGCUCGGCGAAACGAAGCUAAUGAAGAAGCAGCGGUAGGUGAGAUUAAGUAGGUUGUUGCUGAGACGAGCAGCUCCGCCGUGACUCUGUGGGCUUGAUUGCUGCAUCACCUCUCACAGUUGGAAAAGAGGUUUGCAGAUCAGAGACGCUGGUUUUGAACCCUGAGCGAGUAGCGACAGUCAAAUUGGACACCAAUAAUCUAUUUCCCCUCAGCUCCAGAGACACUCGUGCAUCUCUUGUAUGCUGUGAUAGUAACUUAUUCUGUAAAUGUUAACAUGAAAGAAGUGUUUUGUUUUUGUUUUUUUUUAAAUCAUGAAAUAAAUUCAAAUAGAAAACAAGA